CAUGAGUGUGUGUGUGUGUGUCAUGGUGUAUGUGGUGUGUCUGUGUGAAAACCAUACUUUUGUUGCACAUCAUUUUCGGUUUGUUGGUUGUGCUGCGGAGUGCUGUAGUUUGUGGAGUCGGAGGGAAAUGAGAUAGUUGUAUUGACCAUGGCCGCAGCAAGCAAGAAAGCGUAUGACCUUCUCUUCAAGCUUCUUUUGAUUGGAGACAGUGGAGUUGGGAAGACGUGCGUGCUGUUCAGAUUCUCGGACGAUGCGUUCAACACGACGUUUAUUUCAACCAUUGGAAUCGAUUUCAAGAUAAAGACUGUUGAACUUGACGGCAAGAAGAUAAAGUUGCAGAUAUGGGACACUGCUGGCCAAGAGCGUUUCCACACCAUCACAACGUCUUACUACAGAGGUGCAAUGGGCAUCAUGCUGGUGUAUGAUGUGACAAAUCAGAAGUCAUUUGAUAACAUCAACAAGUGGUUGAACAACAUCAGAGAGCACGCAUCAGCAGAUGUCGAGCGAAUGUUACUGGGAAACAAAUGUGACAUGGAAGGCAAGAGAGUAAUAAGCAAAGAGCAGGGUGAAACGAUCGCAGAGGAGUAUGGGAUCCGGUUUUUCGAGACCAGUGCCAAGGCAAAUGUCAAUAUUGAAGAGGCAUUCUUAACACUUGCUCGAGAUAUCCUGAAGAAGACUCCAGUCAGCAAACCAGAUGGUGAUGGUGUUGCACUGACCAAGGAAGAAAAGCAGUCUAGUGGUGGAGGAUGCUGCUAGCCACGUGGUGAUGUUCUCAUUCCCUCCCAUCAACAACACUCUUUUAGUCACAGCGGAGCGGCAGAUCUGCUUGUGAUCAGAAUGCACGCAGCUGUGGCCACCACUGUCGCAUGCUGUGCUGAGAGCACGGAUGCGAGCGCAACACUCUCCACUGCUAUGGAAUGCACAGUGCCAUGAGCCGCCGCCGCUGCCUCCCCUUCCCCCUUGUGUCUGCGUGCACCACCCGUACGUGUGUAUGUGUUCGUCACCUCCUGUCUUGCUGUCCGUGUCUCCUGCCGUCACCCUGACUUAUUUGUGCAGUUUUCUACCUGAUGAGUUGACUGCUCGAAUGGUGGUCACCAUCACUGGCUUGGUAGCACUUGUUUCCUCCUUUGCUGUGUUCAAAUCCUUAUUGUAUAUGAUUGCUUAAUAACUAUGGAUAACUUGCGCAAAUGGCGGUGAUGUACAUGUACUAUAACUUUAUGUGGUGACUUCUCUUUUCGUGUGCAUUUUCCCUGACGUGUUGUUUUUAACAUUGACCAUGUAUGCUUCUAGUCGAUGACAUGGCUGGGGCUAGUCUCAUAGCCGUGUGCCGUGUUGUUGCCUUCCGUUGCUGUGUUGAACAUAACGCCUGCGAUCAUUCUCUUAGCACAGUGCCAUUUCGUGAUGCCACAGACCCCCUCCCCUGUCUCUUUAUUUUGUCGUUGUCCCUUGUGUAUCUGCUCCUGUUCUCUCUCUCUUCUUCUUCUUCCGGUGCGACAUGUUUGUUUUCUCGGUCCGCUCAAUGUUUCCUGGCUAUUUCCCACACAAAAUCGUCUUAUUCGGGCGUCUUUCGACAUUUCUUUGCACAUGCUCAAUUGACAUGAUGCCGCAACGUGGUUCAGCAUUGUGUUGCGCGCAUGCUGCCUGAUCCUAUCCUUACUACUACGCAAAGAGAUUUGCUUUGUUUUCGUUCUUUUUCUUAUCUUUUGCAUAAUUAUGUAUAAUGUGAUGUUCCGCGCGUGAGCAUAGGUUGAUUUUUCCUCCGGUAGACGUGUCUUGGUAUGGUUGUAGUGAUUUGUGUGCGCCCACGCUAGUGCUAAGCCUAGCUGAGCGCCUAGUGCUUCACAGCUAUGUCGAUGAUCAUUUAUAUCAGUUUCUGUGAAGCGUC
Molecule: messenger RNA, 1885 nt
Organism: Sycon ciliatum
Lineage: Eukaryota; Metazoa; Porifera; Calcarea; Leucosolenida; Sycettidae
Product: ras-related protein Rab-10-like
Exons: 8
Coding region: 148-756 (202 amino acids)
Biological process (GO): cellular response to insulin stimulus
Cellular component (GO): insulin-responsive compartment; recycling endosome; Golgi apparatus
Molecular function (GO): GTPase activity; GTP binding
Source: RefSeq, a predicted model, not a curated record